CUUAGCGUGCGCACACACGCACAUUCUCGCCCACUCAUCUUUCCAUCUCCUCGAACAACACCUUCUCUGAUUUUCGCCUCUUUCUUCAUUUCUUCUGCCGUCCUUCCUUUUCGGUCUCCCGGCCCCUCUCUCAUAUGGAGGUUAGGGUCCUUUUGCUGCAUCUUAUACGUGUGCAGCUCUUCCACGCCCUCACAAAUCCAGGGUAAGACUUUUGCAAAGAGCAAACCUGAGGAUUGAUGGGGCAGGCGUGAGGAGAAACAAUGUCCAGGCUGUGAGGAGAGCACCGACGUGGCCUCGAAACAUGAUUGGCGGCUGAAGGAGUGACAGGCUGACCGUUAUCAGCUUCGAUGGCGUGGAACAAGCAAUGCAGGACUAAGCCAUCAGUCCCGUCGUGCUCCACUGUGCCACUGAGCCUCCUCGUCUUACUGCUCGCUGGCCUGAGCACAGCUGGGCCGCCCCGACCAGCACGCCCUCCCCUGCUGUCCGGACAGCCUUUUAUCAUUUUCUGGGCCAUACCCGAUUCCUCCUGCUCCGCCAGGCCAGAUCCUGGAUCUUUUGGAAUGGAACGUGAAGGCCGGGUGGUGGUCUUCUACGAGGACACGCUGGGAAACUACCCGUAUUUCCUGGAUAAAGACACAAGGGUCAAUGGGGGUUUACCACAGAACACCCGGCUGGACAACCAUCUGCAGAAAACUCAGUUGGACCUUGACGCGGCGUUGCCCGCCCCCAGGUACCUCGGGCUGGGGGUGCUGAGAUGGUCCGAGUGGCUACCCCAGUGGUUGAGGAACAGGGAGAAGAAGGCCGUUUAUCAGGCAGCUUCCCGGAACCUCCUGAAGGCGUUCUUCCCUAACUGGACUCCCGAGGAGGUGGAGAAGUGGUCACAGAUGGACUUCGAGGCAGCUGCCCAGUCAGUAAUCAUGGAAACUCUGAGGGAGGUCAAACGCUUACGUCCCAAAGCAUUAUGGGGUGUCUCCCCUUACCCGAGCUGCUACAACGGCGAACCCGCCCAAACUGCUUUAGCCAACUACACCGGCCAGUGCCCCCCUGCUGAGAAGACCCUUAACGAGGAGCUACUGUGGCUGUGGAGACGCUCGUCCGCCCUGUACCCUCUUCUGUCCCUGGAGAAGCUACAGGGUGGAACGUCCUCAGGGAGGCUUUAUAUGUCCAGUGAAAUCCAGGAAGCUCUCAGAGUGUCCUCCCUGGCCGGAGCGACGUUCGAUCUUCCUGUAUUCCCACUGAUCAACAGUGUGUACGCCUCCACCAACACUUUCCUGUCACAGGCAGACCUGGUCAGCAGCAUCGGGGAGAGCGCUGCCAUGGGAACAGCCGGAGUGGUCAUCUGGCAGAGAAGUGACACCAAGACAGAGAGAGAAUGUCAAGACCUGGCAGAGUUCAUCCGCAAGGUCUUGGGACCUUACUCCAUUAACGUAACCACGGCAACAAGGCUCUGCUCAGCCUCCCUUUGCCAGGGAAAAGGCAGAUGUGUCCGUCAGAAUCCGGACAGCUCCGCCUACCUCCACCUCCCACCGCCUCCCGACGUGACGGAGAAGGUGACAGAGAAGGCGGAGGCAGAAAAAGCCACAGACCAGCCCGACCCUGACGCUAAGGCAGCUGAACCGGACCCAGCCGAGAUGUGGAAGAAAGACUUCCAGUGCCAGUGGUACAAGACACCAGACAGGGACGUCUCGGAUCAGCAGUCCCCCAAAGACGGAACCUCUGUCAAAGGGCCGCUGGAACAAAUUCCCAGAGAUCUAAGAGGGACUUUGGCCACUUAUACAGCAGCUUCCGUCACAAAAGGUGCCUCUGUGAUCGAAGCGAGCGAAAGCGGUUCGGUACUGAUGGCCGCAGACUCUAACAUAAUUCUGCUGCUGCUGGUGGCUGCUUGUCUGUGUGUGAACUAAAAAAAAAAAAAAGCCCAACUCCGGACCCUUGCUGAAGUGCCUUUGAGCAAGAUACUGUUGACCAGUGCUGCUCUGGACCAUGACCACAUCAUUCAAGACUGCAAUAAAUGUUAUCUGGAAGUGCCAACGCACAGCAGCAUUGUCACUUAUGUCACUUUUAGGGAAUUGAACUGCUCAAAGCAAACCUUGCGUACAAUAAAGGACGUUAUGAAGAUCAUCACCAGCAAUUUGUGCUCACUUGCAUGCAGCGACACGUGUUGCAUGUUUAUGAACCUUGCGGUUCUUAGCUUUCACCAAUGCUCUAAAACGCUUACGAACGCGUCCUAAACUCUGAUGGGAUUGCUUCUUAAUUCAAACCAUGUUUAAAAGACACUUGGGUGAUGCUCAAUUAAUAAGCAGUUAAGUCUGCGCCAUAAAAUGCUGGCUGAGCAUAGCGACAAAGUUUGACUCAUGGAGAGGAAGAAAACACAAAAUGGACAUCAUUUGAAAAGAUCUGUGCUUAUUUAGACACAGCGCCACUGAGUAGUGACAAGAAAUAAAAACAAAAUGGGCUGAUUGCACAUCACACUAAUUCACCCGUCUUAUAAAUAAUCGUAUAAAAACUUUGCUCUGAAAACAGCACUUGGGUUUUAAAUGAGUGAAGACGUCGAGUGAGAAGGUACA
Nerophis lumbriciformis (worm pipefish) is the source of this 2564-nucleotide messenger RNA. Its product is annotated as hyaluronidase-2. Lineage: Eukaryota; Metazoa; Chordata; Actinopteri; Syngnathiformes; Syngnathidae. Gene Ontology annotation, cellular component: cytoplasmic vesicle. The record is from RefSeq and is a predicted model, not a curated record. Gene Ontology annotation, molecular function: hyalurononglucosaminidase activity. Gene Ontology annotation, biological process: hyaluronan catabolic process; carbohydrate metabolic process.